Molecule: messenger RNA, 720 nt
Organism: Glycine soja
Lineage: Eukaryota; Viridiplantae; Streptophyta; Magnoliopsida; Fabales; Fabaceae
Exons: 2
Coding region: 88-495 (135 amino acids)
Source: RefSeq, a predicted model, not a curated record
UCCAGGUCAGGCAUAGCCACCAUUUCAUUCACCAUUGUUUUUCUCAUCGUUUCACACUUUCCGAGACACUACUCAAAGAUCACCUCUAUGGAUUACAAGGAACCUCAGGAUUUAAGAGUGAAGGAGAUGCAAAGAAUCCCCAACAACCCCAAAAGUGUCCUAGAUGCGACUCUCUCAACACGAAAUUUUGCUAUUACAACAACUAUAGUCUGUCACGGCCUCGUUACUUUUCCAAAUCAUGCAGGAGGUCCUGGACUCAAGCUGAUGUUGGAUUUUUUGGACUCCCUUCUUAUGUGGAAUAAAUGUCCAAAUAAGAAGCCAAGAAAUGCAGCUGAACGAAGCAGAGACGCAGGAUAUGAUUCUGCAGAGGCAAGAGGCAAGGCAGAUGAAAUGUCAAAAGAGCAAGCACAAGAAGUGAAAGAAAGCACCAAAGAAUACGCACAAGACGCAGAGGGACGUGAGGGAAAGAGCAGAGUGUGCAAAAGAGAAGGAUGAUGAUGUUGUGGAGUUGAAGAGAAGAGUUAUGGUGAGAAGGGUUAUUAGAAAAUCAAUGUUUUCAUUUAGUAUACAGUGUUCUGGUGUGUGUUAAUGUUUCUAGUUCCACUUCUCAACAUGCGAAUAAGUUGGACAUGUAUAAGUUGUUAGUUGACAUGGGCAAAAUCUGUUUGUUCAGCUUAAGGUGAGUGCACAUUUCCCUCUUGGAAUAAAAGUUUAUACUCG